Molecule: messenger RNA, 1314 nt
Organism: Phyllotreta striolata
Lineage: Eukaryota; Metazoa; Arthropoda; Insecta; Coleoptera; Chrysomelidae
Source: the annotation of a GenBank genome assembly
AAAUUUAUUAAUCGAUUAGUUGCAGUUUGUGCAAUGUUGCGGUGUAAAUCAACUUCGGUUUGUGCAAUUUUCGCGCAAAUUCUAAUUAUUUUAGAAUUAUUUUCAGUUUGCGGCGCUGCUAGGAAUCAGAGAUCAUCCACACAAAGAAAAGUUUUACCUCUCAUCCAUAAUGGAGUGAAAAGUUAUUAUUUAGAAACUACAUUGAAGGCUGAAUUUAUAAAGGCUCAUCGAUUUUGCAUAUCCCACGGCAUGGAAUUGCUCGCCAUUGAAUCGAAAGAAGAAAACGACUUUUUAGAUAAAACCCUAUUAGAUAAAGGAAUACGCGCUUUGAUGCUUGGAGGCGCCGAUUGGGCCUGGCUAAAUACUGGUAAGAAAAUUACAUAUUUCAAUUGGAUAUCCGACCAGCCAGAUGACUACCAGCAUAACGAAAAUUGCUUACACGUCCAACAAAGAAAUAUUUAUGGCAAACAGAUUUUAAAAUGGAACGAUCUUUUUUGUGGAGACCAGUUGAAUUUUAUUUGCGAAUUUAAAUGGACGAAGAAUUGCACGAAAUUUUUGGACUCCGUUCAGACCGAUUUAUUAAACGCUCAUCGAUUUUGCAAAUCUCACGGCAUGGAAUUGCUCACCAUCGAAUCGUCAGAUGAAAACAAAUUUUUAUAUAGACAAAUCAUAGACCAAGUUGGUCGUAGUGGUGGUUUCUGGACUUCUGCAGCACGACUGCAAGUAGGCUCCGAAUUUAUAUCGCUGGGAACUGCAAUCGAGCAAAAUUCUCCUGCUAACGGUGGCGAUCCAGAAUUCAAAAUGGACGACGUUUCGUGUAAUAGCAAGAAGUAUUUUAUUUGCGAAUUUAAAUGGACCAAGGAUUGCAUAAAAAACGUGGACUUGAGUCACGUAGGCCAAGACAAAUCGACUGGAACCAAUGGUCCUAUCGAUGUUAGAAUUAUGUUCAAUUUGCUUCGCUUAUGGGAAUUUGCCACUCGUCCAAAAUGGCAGGAAAAGUUAUUACAUAGAGAGUACAUUAACGGUAGCUCUAACUUUAUGUCGAUGGGCACCGGUAAAAUCAUCAGCAAUCCCAACUGGCUGCCCAAUCAACCAGAUGACCAUUUACAACGUCAAAAGUGCGUGCGACUGAUUCAAAAUUCUCCUGCUAGCGUCCGCUAUCCCGAUUUCCAAUUGGACGAUCUCGAGUGUUCUGUUCAUAGGAAUUUUAUAUGCGAAUCUAAAAGGCCGAACGGUUGCACAACGUUUUUGAACUCAUUUUACUUGGACAAGGACAAAUUGAAGGAAAUCGAUGAUCAUCUCAAUGUUAGGUAA